Messenger RNA from Hirundo rustica (Barn swallow), 5846 nucleotides. RefSeq names its product lysosomal associated membrane protein 3 (gene LAMP3). The record is from RefSeq and is a predicted model, not a curated record. Lineage: Eukaryota; Metazoa; Chordata; Aves; Passeriformes; Hirundinidae. Gene Ontology annotation, cellular component: membrane. The coding region runs from base 507 to 1784 and encodes 425 amino acids. The transcript is spliced from 6 exons.
UGGGAGCAGAGGAUGGUCCCCACCUGGGGCAAGAGCCCGUCUGGGGCUCGGCCCAGCCCUGUCUUGUAGCAGGUGCUCUGUGGAGAUGGUCACGCCUCUCCCCUCUAAAAAAAGAAUGGAGUUUGGCCUUAAAUAAAGUAUUUUCUAAAGAACACAGGGAGGACACUGGUUUACAGGCUGUGACCCUCCGCUGGGGUGCUUGGCACCAGGUUCUCACAGAUGGAGGGACAUGCUCGAAGCUUUCCCUCAGCACCAGCUCCCAGGUCCCCAUCAGCCUGGCAGUCAUUUCUCUUUUCACUUUCUUUCCUAACCAUAAUUUAUUCCCUUCUGCGUGAGUUUACAGACGAGAGGCAUCGGUCUUCCCCCUCUCUCUCCACCUCCUUCCCAGCCAUGUGACUGAGCACUCCCCGCAGCAAGCGAAACUUUUCAGUCCGCAGGAAAGCUCGGUUUCGUCUGCAGCCGCUCCCCGGGGAGAAGCAGCGCCUCACACCCGCACCGCGCCGGCCAUGGGGAGGAGCGCACGGCCCCUCGUCUCGCUGACCCUCGCCUGCGCGUUUUCCUCCUGCUUCGCUGAAGUGGUCCUGGGGGUCGAACUGUCUCCAGAAACCACAUCCUUCCACCAAGCGGCUACUUCUGCUCAGCCACUUUCCUUUUAUCGUUCUUCACCUCAUCAAAGCACCACAGUUCAUUUUAACAGCGCAGGCCCUCUUCAAACAACACUCGUGAGCCACGGAACAACUGAGCAGACAACGGAGCGGCUCCAGGCACCCUCAGCUCCAGGCCAGCGCAGGGCAGCCCGGGCAGGAGCAGGCACCGUAUCCACGACACCCGCAGACAGCGCCGGCACGGCCGCCCAGAGCACGGCCUCGGUUACAGCUGCAGUGGAGAACGCAACCGCUCCCUCUGCGUCCUCCACCGGGCGUGGGAGGAGAACACUCGCGACCACAGGAGCCACGGCAGCGGCCACCAACACCUCCCUGAAGCACGAGACAGCGAGUACCCAGGGGACGGCCGCCAGCAGCGCCUCCGCGGCCACCGGCACGCCCGGGGCCGGGCGCAGCACGCGCUCACGGACGCAAACAACAGCCACGGGCGCCCCAACGGCCUCGAGUGGCUCAGGAGCCACCAGUGCAGGGACACACACGGCCCCCACGUCCCCUGCCAGCACAGCGAGACCCCGGCCCACCCCGCAGCCCUCUGCCAUCCCCACAGGCACCUACACCCUCUCCGACGGGAACGGGACCUGCGUCAAAGCCGUCAUGGGCCUGCAGCUGAUGGCUCGAAACACGCAACAGGAGCAGAUGGAAUAUGUGACUGUCAACCCUAAUGCGACAAAGAUAUCUGGGAGCUGUGGGAUGGUGCAGUCUGAGCUGAACUUAACUUUUAGUAGAGGAUUUGUAAACAUCACCUUUGUAAAGCAAGCUCCAAGUUACUCUGUCACUAAAAUUGAGAGCAGAAUACAGUUAUCUUCUGAAGGUAUGUUUUACUAUGCUGUUCUAAACGAGAAGCUGUUCACAACAAAGCUGGGGAAUUCCUUUAAGUGUGCCAGCAGGCAAAUCUUCCCCUUGGAGAGGAACUUCGAGAUCCUCUUUGUUCAUAUGCAGCUGCAGGCGUUCGACAUUGUGGGUAACCAGUUUGGACAAGAAGAAGAAUGUUUUCCUGAUAGAAACAGCAGAGUAGCUCCCAUUGCAGUGUCCCUGAGUAUCCUGGGAUUAUUUGUGAUUGUGUUUGCCACCUUCCUGAUCUCCAGGAGAAAGCCACAUAGAGGAUAUGAACGCAUCUGAGGUGCCCUUGUGCUUCCAAACGUGUGCAACAAGCAGAGAAGUCACAGGAGUUUUUGCUUCUGCCUGGCAAUCUCCCUGCCCUGAAGCCACAUUUUGAAGUGAGAUGACACCAUGUGUUUACAGCUAAUGAAUGUUUCUGGAAGGAGUUUCCUUAAGGUGGGGAGGAGAGAACUCACACCUUCUACUUUAGGCUAUUUUUAGCAUCUAAUUUAGAUAUAGUCCAAAAUGAGGAGCUUAAAUUCUCUCUGUUAUCAACAAAGGAGCUCAUUCAGAUCACUUAAACCAGACUCCUAAAAAUAGCUUAAAGCAAGCAGUAUCACUAUCCCCCAUAAAAUCCAUCAGGUUUGUUAAUGAUGGUGUUUAGAUUUAUCAAAAGAUGUAAAUCUGACCUACAGGUCAAUAAACAGAGGCCCACAGCUACAGACAACCCUGCUAAGUGAGAGCUCACUGAAAGCUUUUUUCAGAACAUGGUGUGUGCCAAAAUCUCAGAGGAAGUGUCCAGUGUGACUCCACUCACAAGCAAGUCCUCACCAGUCCUACAACACAGUUACACUUUCUAAGUGCCUGGGGUUCUCCCACUAAGCCCUUUCCAAAGACACAGGGGUAAUUGUGACUCUUACCCUGGAGCUUAAUGUGUUCCUGGUCUUGUGAGAGUUCAAGAGUCCCCAAUGUGCUGUUCAGACAUGGACCUGUCACAGAAACCACACUGAGCCCAGGAAAUGUCCUCUACUGGGGCAACAGGGUGAUCUCUUAAUCCAGAAAGAUGCCAGGCUCAUGGAAAUGCCUGGGAUUAAGUGACCACCACUGGGGACCAUGCACAAGGUCCAUGAGAAAUGGAAAUCCACUGAUGCUGUAUGGUCAAGGCUUCUGUGGGAAAUAAAAUCUUGCACAGGCUCUGGACAAACUCCACCCAAAAGUGAGUGUUCUCCAGUGUGCUCACAGCUGAGCAGUUGGAUUUUCAUAUGGAAAUGAUUUGGAGUUGCUUUAAGGCACACUGAUACACCCUGUAGUCUAUUUCCUGCUAAACCAAUGAUGAAGGCAUGAGAAUAGUAAUUGCUUUUGAGAUUUAAAUCCAGCUCGUGUUCUUCGUUGUAACAAGGAAAAGCUCCUUGUCACAAAAGAUUUACAUGUGCAGAAAUGUGUGCAUACACACACAUGCACGUGUGCACGUGCCACACAGUCUGCUCACUGAAGCAAAUGACAUCAAGAUGAUGAAAUAUUAUGUACAAAAACAUUUGCAAAAAAGAAAAUAAUAUUCAAUAAAGCACACUUCCUCCGAGGAGUUAGACUAAUGGCUGAAAUUUUACUAAUAAAAGCUUGGCCUGGAAAAGGACUGAGGAAUGGCACUCAUUAAACAAAAGAAAUACUGAAGUCAUAUGCAAAAAUGCCUUGACAGUUUAAUCUGUAUCUAAACAAAAUGGAAAUGCUGGGAGCCAAUUUAAUUUCUAUGAAUAAUGGCCCAAAUCCUGCACAGUUAUUAACAGUAAUGAAAUGUCACUGGAUUUUCACUGGAUAAAAUUGAUGGUUCUGUCUUGUCAGAUAUUCCCUUAAGUAUUUUAAAAAUAGUUUUGAUAUUUUACUAGUAUUUCACCAUUGCUAGUUUACUUAUUUAAAUGAAGAAAGAAAAGAAAUUCUUCCAUUCUAUGAAUUAAUUAGAGAUGUUGGUCAGUGUGAAGCAGAAAACAUGGCCACACUGCUCUGUAAUGAGUAUAAUAUGUAGCUGUGGAAGUAAUUAACAUUCUCUAGAAAUAUUCUCUUUGAGUCUGAAUGAACCAAUAAAUAAGAAAGAUAGUUUUGAAGCACUUUUACACUUGGAGAAACAUCAGAACCAGCUGUGAGCACAGGAACAGCUGAAUACAUUUAUAAGGUAAAAUAGCACAAGAAAUAGGAUACCAAACUUUCAAGGUUUCAUUACAGACACAGUGAUUCAGUUGAAUACUCAAAUUGAAAUGUAAGUAUUUCAAUUAUUCUUUUGCAAAGGGCUCCAGCACUGUUCAUAAUGCUUAGUGAGCUUUAUCGAGCUCAUUUUCCUUUCCUCCUUCCACCAUAACAGAGAAGCAGCCACUGGACUCAGAACUUGGGCCUCUGAUUCUCAGGGUUACUCAAUACUAUGAAUCUGUUGUUUAGAAAGCGGGUUUUUAUAUGCUAUUAAAGCAUUCACCUUUUUUUUUAAGAGAAAAAAAAAGAAGAAAUGUCUGGGAGGAAAGGUAAAUGGAUGAAGAGCUUCCACUUGAAAAUGAGCCUGUGCCUGCAGUAGGGAUGUUGCUGUCCCAGUCUGCUACAUGUGGGCAUUUUAACAACAAAAGCACAUGGUCAGGGCCCAAAGCUGCCCAGGGAACAAUAGAUAUCUUUCCUCUGUCAAAGCUGAGUCCCAUUUCACAUGUUCUUUGGAUUGUUGGAUUGUGUGAUCUGUGUUACUUCUACUGACAUGGAUAUAGCAUGGUUCUGUGCUAAAAAAUUUCUUUAUGUUAAUAUUCAGUCUUUUUAAAAAGUCCUAUAUCAUCAUGAGGACAGAAAAGGGUUACGAAUGACUGCUAAUUCCGUGGUUAAUACUGAGACUCCUGGCAUUUUUACUAGUGAUGCAUGAAUAAUGUUUUUCCCCAUAGUUUUUUUUUUUUCUUUCUAUAGUGAAUCAACAUGUUGGUAGAGAACAGUGUUUGGAUUCAGAUUUACCUGAUUUGUUGUUAUGCUUUUUCUUGCUAUUAUUUGUUUGCUAUUUUUAUGAAGCUGCAUUCUGCCAUUUGUACAUGAACAAUACUCUGGGCUUGCUCCAACUGCCACAGGUGAAGUGCACGUGGUGCAAACCAAUGAAACAACUGGAUGCUCCCAGGAAAUGCUGCCAACAUGCAGCAAAAUGAAUCCAAUGGUGUUAGUGCUUUACAGCACUAGGGUAGUACCUACAGCAGUAGGGUAUCCAUUGGAGAAAUCCUUACUGCAUUGGGAGAUCCCAGCCUUGCAGUGCAACCUUUCUCUCAGCUGUGGCCCAUCCUGUAUCCCAUCACCUCCAUCCCCGAUCCCAAAACCCAGCCAGCCUGCAGCAGGGAUGUGUGUCAGCAUAGCAGGGAGCGUUGUCUCUCCAAAUUUGACGCUGAAUUAGAAUCAGACAGCCCAGCUGCUCCCUGAGCUGCCAUGUGCAGCUCUAAAAGCUGAAUGCUUGUGUUAUUUUCUGCCAGAAUUUAGGAAUAUAUUUAGCUGGUACUUUUCAAUCUAAUGGAGUGGCUUUGAGGUCUCCCUCCCACUGGGAAAACUCUGUAGGGGUAAGUAGUCUUGGUGUUGCUGGACUUGCUCUUUUAAACAUCUUGUCUGAAGAAACAACUUGAGCGAAAAGUCCCUAAAAGAACACCAUACAAAAGAAGGAUAUUUGGAAAACUGCUUGCACACUAGAUAAGCCAUAAUGGCCAUAUCAUGGGGCAGCAGGGCAAUUUUCUCCGCUGUGGGAGGAGACAAAGCUGCAGCUGGGUCCCAGAGUGACUCAGCAGCCCCAGCUCACUUCUUCCCCCAGACUCAGACCAACCUGGCCCUGAACCAAAAGGUGCUGAUCAGGGUGAUAUGAUUCAUUGAUGAUGUGAUGCACCCACCAGGGAAACAAAGCUUAACUUCUGUGCAAGCAUGUGCUGGUCAGGAGGCCGUGGGGCCAUCGCAGGGACCAGGAGGUCAGCGCAUCCCUACAUCCCCACGUCCCCACAUCCCUACGGCUCCCUGGUGCUCUGCUGCAGCUCCCAUGCCCAUCACCUGUGGUCUCUCGCACAUCCAAGACAGAAUGAGGGCAUCCCAGGAGCACGAUGAUGUCACUGUGACACGAUGUGUGUGUCACAGUGACUCAGACAAGUCACUGAGGAGUUUAAAUACCAAGGUCUAAUUUCUUUCAGUCCUUUUUGUUCUCUGAUGGACAAGUGCAAAUUAAGAAACAGCUGUUAAUUCAGUUGAAAGAGGAAGGGAAAUUAGAUUGGCAUCUUGACUAUUUGAACAUGGCUUGGCUUAUCACUUCUAGCUUGCUAUAAUGUAUGGCUGCUAAAAAUAAUUUGCUAUGAGAAGUAAGACAUGCUCUUUAUUUUUCUAUUA